Messenger RNA from Orussus abietinus, 5551 nucleotides. It is a transcript of the gene Unr, whose product is annotated as cold shock domain-containing protein E1. The transcript is spliced from 10 exons. Lineage: Eukaryota; Metazoa; Arthropoda; Insecta; Hymenoptera; Orussidae. Gene Ontology annotation, molecular function: nucleic acid binding. Bases 1051 to 3717 code for a protein of 888 amino acids. The record is from RefSeq and is a predicted model, not a curated record.
GCGGUGUUCUUGUUUUGUGUGCGAGCGAUGCGAGUCCGAAUGUUGACAUUCAACAUGGCGGCAUGUCGUCAGUGCUGUGCUGUGUCGUGCUUGUGUAAUUGUUAGUUUAGGACAUUUUUGAAACCAACGCUCACUGUAAAUUCCACAUUUAAAAGCUGAAGAAGAAAACAAUAACAUAGGAUUAUUGGAACGACACACAACCACACUCAGCACGCAUUGAAGACAUCUGAGGAUCUUUCAAGCCAACACUUAUCCUUUAAAUCUCCAAUGUUAUCGAUUUAUUCCUUUUAUAAAGGAUGACUGAUGUUUAAGGAAAACACGGUUGUUCUUGAAGAAGUGCGCCUGCUAAAUUGAGUAAUUAUCAACACAUGCAGUUGUUACAAUAUAUAUAUUAUUAACGCAUACAUGUACGGAAAGUAUUAAUGGUAUAUGACGUGCUAAGAAUUUUGUACAUGCAUCGAUUUGUAGUAACGACAUUAGCUGUAACGUUUGUACUUGUGCGCCGUCUACGCUAAGAAGCAUUACAGCAAAAAGAGAUUAGGAGUUGGGAAGACGGUACGGUCAGUGCGAUCACAGCCGGUAAGAGUGCGCCUCCUCGAUCGGUCGAUGGGAUAAGUGCUUCCACCUUGAGAGAGUGCCAAGUUUGCGCGCAAUAGAGCUUCGGUGCUUUUCGACGAAGUGAUCCAUACAAUACGUAUUGAGAAAAAUACCUUUAUCCGCCACCUUCCCUCCUGCUUUCUGGACAAGGCUUGCAUCGGAGCGUGCCACUGGAAAAAGAGCCUUGCCUCCCUUCUUCGUUAAGUUCUCUCGUAACGUCUAAAUAGCAAACGAAGAUAAAUAAGGUACCAAGAACCAUUCUGUGAUAUCUAUGUUAACACUUAAAUAAUUGAAAAGACUAAAAAUCUCUAAAUAUAAGUAUAUAUAUUGCAAGAAGAGGACAAAGAGAGAGAGGUGGAAGUCAAGAUUAAAGGAAUUAAUUAAUCGAGGGACAACCCAAAGUGACGGCACCAGCAAAAUUACAGUUUAACACCAGUCAACUAAUUUCAAGCGAUGUCCAAUAAUCCUCAGUGGAAAACAAUCCAGCCGCCAAUCAUGAACUCCGAUCCGGCAAUACUUGACUACGAGCCCAUGGCCAUUCCGAAGCCUAAGACUGCCUCUGGGAACCACCAGUCCGCAGGUAGCUAUCGAAACGGUACCAACUUCAGUGGAGAUCACUACAUGGGCUCGCCACCGGGAUGCAGAAAAAAUUCCACCGGCUACGGUGGAUAUCCAGCUACGCAAACUUCGCCUCGAAACGGCUCGGCGAGGUUUCCCAUCGGUACUUUCAACACCAUGGAAGGAAAUGCUGGGUACACGGGAGAACCAGCCACUAAUAAUUCUUCUUAUCAAGAUCAAUCUACUAAUCAAGGAACUCGGGAAACUGGAAUCAUUGAAAAAUUACUGCAUUCUUAUGGAUUCAUUCAAUGCUGCGAACGACAAGCGAGGCUCUUCUUCCAUUUUAGCCAAUUUCAUGGGACCAUCGAGCACCUAAAAAUUGGCGACCCUGUCGAGUUUGAGAUGACUUACGACAGGAGAACAGGAAAGCCCAUCGCUAGCAUCGUCAGCAAGAUUGCUCCUGACGUAGUACUAAGUGAAGAAAGGGUCACCGGCAACGUGACGACGGAAUUGCAAGCUAAUGGCGAUUCCCAAGGCCGGAUCAGCUACGAGAACAGAGGCGAGUGUUUCUUCCUGCCUUAUACCAAAGACGAUGUCGAAGGGAACGUCACUCUACGUGCCGGUGAUAGAGUAUCUUUUCAAAUUGCUACGAAUCAACGUGGAAACUUAGGCGCCUGUCACGUGAGACUCGAGAACCCGGUCCACCCGGUGCGUUAUCGCGGCGUGAUAUGUUCCAUGAAGGAGAACUUUGGCUUCAUCGAGCGCGCCGAUGUCGUCAAGGAGAUAUUCUUCCACUUCAGCGAAACGAAAUCCGUCAAGGAGGAAUUGAAGUUAGGAGACGACGUCGAGUUCAUAAUACAAACGAGAAACGGCAAGGAGGUCGCCUGCAACAUCACAAAACUACCUCCGGGAUCCGUCGUAUUCGAGGAGGUCAGCAACGAAGUAGUCAAGGGCCAGGUUUUGAAGCCCCUGGAGAGAGGCACCGUGCCUCGUCAUCAGAGCGAUCCUCUUCCCGGAAGGAUUCGAUACAGAGCGCCGGAUCACUCCGAGGUCGAGGUGCCCUUCGGCGACAAGGAUCAGAAGGGAGACUUCACACUCAGACACGGCGACUGGGUGCAGUUCCGCAUCGCUACGGAUACGAGAGAUCAGCUGAAGAGGGCGACGGAGAUCUCCCUGCUGCCGGAAUCGUUCACUGUUUCCGGAGAGAGGCGGGAACAGGGCAUAAUCGCCACCCUGAAGGACGGAUUCGGCUUCAUCAGAUGCGUCGACCGGGAUACUCGACUCUUCUUCCACUUUAACGAGGUUCUGGACGUGGACCGAGAAAUCAGCGUGAACGACGAGGUUGAGUUCACGGUCGUCCAGGACCCUUCCUCGUCGUUCUCCAACACGAGGCAGAGCGCGAUCAGGCUUAAGCACCUACCAUCCGGCACGGUCCAAUUCGAGACGGUGAUCGACGCCAACAUCGAGGGCAACGUCAUCCAAGAGGUCUCUGGCAUGGAGCCCGGACUUCUGGGCUACUUCAAGUACGGCCAGCCGAAAAACAUUAUCUUCUUCGCGAAGGACUGCGACUCGAAGAACAUCCCUAAGUUAGGAGACAAGGUCCAGUUCAGCAUCUGCCAGGUGAAACGGAACAAGGAGUUGGUGGCGGUCGACAUAUCUCUGCUCGACGCCUCGGGCGAGAAGCCUCCGAAUACCGGCAACAAAAAGUCCAACAGCCAGACCUACCAGGGCUUCAUCGCCACCCUGAAGGACGGCUUCGGCUUCAUCGAGACCGUGAAUCAUGACAAAGAAAUAUUUUUCCACUUCAGUACCUUCGAGGGCGACGCGUCCACCCUGGAGCUGGGAGCGGACGUGGAGUGCACCGUGGGCUCGGGUAGUGGUCGCUCCACUGGCGGAUGCAUCGCCGCCGAACACGUGCGUCUGGUCCCUCGGGGAAGCAUCCCGAGGCCGACUCCCGUCAGCGAGGUCCUCGAUGGAAUCGUGCUCAGGCCCCUGGGCAGCUUCAACCCCGAGCAGGCCGAAUACGCCGGGCUGAUCAAGAUAAACCCCACCGCCGAGGAAGAGGAGACGUCCGAGUACGAGUUCGGCAUCAUGGGCCUGGCGAACAAGCGCGACCUCCUCCAGGUCGGCGACCCGGUGCAGUUCCAGAUCGACUCGGCCGGUCACGCGUGCAACAUCGUCGUCGUGAGGAAGAAACGCAGGGCCACCGUGGACGCGGUAAAGGGCCCCUUCGGCUUCCUCGCGUACGAGGUCGACGAGGGGAAGAAGCUCUUCUUCCACAUGAGCGAAGUUCGCGACCAUGCUACCCUCGUGCCCGGGGACCAGGUCGAGUUCGUCCUGGUAACGAAUCAGCGCACUGGCAAGUCCUCGGCGUGCAACGUCACCCGCCUCAGCGACGCGGUGCAACAACGGCCUGAGCGCUUGAUAAGCCGACUGCGCACCAUAUCCCAGGAGGACUCGGGUCCCAAGCUGACCGUGGUCAGACAGCCGAAGGGCCCGGACGGGACGCGCGGCUUCACCCAGGAGAGGUCCCAGCACACGCCCGGGUCCAUCCAGGAGUGACGACCCCCGGCAGCAGCGGAGUCGCAGCCCCGACUUUCUCUCGGUCCUCGACUCGACUCGCCGUGACCUCGCCACGAGGCGCGACGCGCACACCUACACGAGCACACGCUCCAUACACCCACACUCACACGGACACACAGGUACUCGAGAGGGGAGGCAAGGAACGCGGAAAGAAAUUAACGUACACAUGCCAAAUCGCCCGGGAUUACGAGCGACGCGGGAUUAUAACGAGUAAUAUUAAAUUAACGAUAAUAAUUAAUUGUCGGCUGAAGGAGGAGGGUGGAAAUAUCGGCGGAGAGGGUUCUCGCGGAAAUGUUUUAGGGAGGGCGCGAAGUUCGCGCGAGCGCGGCAGUUGUUCGUUAAUCAGGUGUAUUAGCUUCUCCGCGGCCGGGUAAUGCCGAUCGGGGCUUGCGAUUUUAUUGCGGGGGUUUAAUCGGAAUAUGGCAAUCGAACGGGCGAACGAUCAAUUAAUAGGGAAAUUGCCGGGGUGGUCGCGUCAAUUGAGAUCGGUCGCCUCUCUCCUGCGCGAACCUGGGCCAUUCGGCGACGCGACGACGCAGCCGUCGUUUGCAUACAUAUACCCCCUCCCCUCAUUGAUCCCUCCCCCCCCCUUUAUUUCAAUGAUUUUUGCAACUGUAUAAACUAAUGGUUAAAUGUGAACAUUGGGACUUUUAAUUGGCGGGCGCCACGUGGUCCUUGUCACGUGGUCGUCCCUGUAGCUGUCAAAACCGACGCGGUCGGGCCCUCGCGAUGCUUUCGGUCGGUGCAUGGGAUGCGGAAAAAGGAAUUGCAAUCGCCAUGGCGACUCGAAUCGCGAUGGGGCACCCUCGUGAAUCGAAUGAUAGGCCGCAAUGCCGGACACCUGCCUGUUUGUACGUUCUCUGAGACGAUGUCCUGUCUGUCUUGAUAAAAAUAUACUUACAUGUUGAUACAAUCCUCGCGUUAAUUUCUCACGUCUCUCGCUCGGAACCCAUAGGGAGGGAUGGGAGAAAGGGACGAGGGCGUGCUCACGAUAUUUUUAUGGGGAUUCUUUAUCGGGGCGCGACCGGUCGGCGGGAGGAGGAAUUUCCUUCGGAGAGCUAUGCGGAAUCUUGAACUCUUUUUUUUUUUCUUUUUUUUUUUAAUGCCUCCGCGUGGGUAGGGAGCCGGUGGCACAAGUGUGCGAGUAUAUGUACGAUAUUCAUCUGUAUACAUAUAUAUUUAUAUACAUAUAUAUAUUGAUAUAAAUAUAUAUAUGUAUACGCCCUGCUCUCGGGAAAUUUUUGUAUGGCGUCGCACUCUGUUAACGAUUGUCUAUGAACUUGUAAAAAAGAGUUACAACUGGCCAACUGUUUGUCCUAGAUAAUAUAUAUAUAUAUAUGAAGAAAAAAAAAAAAAGAAGAAAAGAAAGCAACACAAACAAGACAAAAAUAUAAAUAUAUAUAUAUAUUAUAUCGUUAAGUUCCUGACGCAGUCUCGUGUUGUCAAAUCAAAUUAGUAUUACUGGAUACGGUGGAAGUGGCAAGGGUGAUAACGAAACGAGGAGAGAGAGAGAGCCGAGGACGAAUCGAUUUCUCGCGUUAACGGAGGAAACGAAGGAGACGAGGACGGCGACGACUUAUGGGGGAACGGAGGACGAAGGAGCGGGUUUUUUGUAAAUUUGCCAUCGUUUGUGUGUGGGCGGUAUGUACACGUGGCAUUACUUAGGCGAUAGAGGGAGGAGGAACAUAAUCACGUAAUACGUAAAACACAAGCACGAUACAAACUAAGCGCUUGUCAUAAGACCCAUAGAUCCGACACAUCGUAUGCAUACGUACUGUAAAACUAUUGGUGAAUAAACACUGAAAGCAUCUCA